CACUUGUAGGCCUAAUGCUAAAACAUUUUGCCUGAUGGUUGAAUGAAACCACAAAAAAAUAAUAAAAAACAGAAAAAUUAUAAAAACCGGAAACCGAAAUUAGAGCACAGUUUUCACUGAGCUACGACCGUGCUUUCACCCCAUGGCACGCGUUAAAACCUACUUCGUCCCAUACCCUCUAUGAUGACAAUUAAUUAUUGUUAUUCUAAUCCUCCGUGACGUCACGCGACCUGUUGCUUCUCCCCAAGUACGAGCUUAACACAGUGAACACAGCAAGUAGGCCCGCGAGGUCCACCGUCUUAACAUCGACUUAACAACAGAAUAUCAGCUGCGUGUUGAGAACGAGAACUUCUCUGGCGACACCAGGUGUUUCAAGUCUCACCCACUUACUUGUGAAGUUAAAAGUCAACUGGAGAUGGAGUGACACGAACGCAGGAGACACAGCUGUCGAACAGUUUAUCUAACAAUAUCACGACAAAAACUUUGACAAACGUCGAGGCGCAUCAAGGUGAUACGUUCGAUUUUAGAACACAAGGAUCGAACGCCAUCGGGCUCCUUAACAUCGGGUGCCUCAGGGGUUGGACCAGAGCCACGACGUGUCACAUUACUAAUAGAGCUGUGGCUGACAGACGUCGACAAUGAGGCUGGCAAUCUUCACUCUACUGCUGGUAACUGGUGCCCUCUGUCGGUCUGAUGAGGAACUCCGGGAACAGUUAAUAGAUAUGCUGGAAGAUGCUUUCAAAGUUGACAAGUUCUCUGAUGGCAAGUUUGACGCUGGUGUUGAAGAAAAGGCUGAAGCUUGGCUGAAGGACUACAACACGAAGCUGGCUGUGAGGUCAGGGAUAGCGUGCAAUCUGAACUGGAACUACGAAACUAACAUAUCCAAUGCAAACGCUAAAAAGAUUGAGAAUAAUCAGGUUGAACAAGCGGAAUGGAAUCGAAAGAAGGCCCAGGAAGCCAGAGAAUGGUUGAAGAAGAAGACGUCUAAAUUUUCCGAAGACACUCUCCGGCAGUUUAAACUCAUUACAAUGGAUGCAAGUUUGCGGGACGAUGCCGACGUUAGACGCAUGUCCUACCUGCUGUCUCAGAUGGAAAGUAUAUACGACAAAGGCAAAGUGUGCCGGCCCCACUCCGAGGCCAGCUGCCUUCCGCUGGAACCGGACCUGGUCAACCUGAUGAUGACCAGCAGAGACUAUGACGAGCUGCUGUGGGCCUGGAAGAGCUGGCGUGACGUCACUGGGCCGCCCAUUAGGGACCUCUACCGGGAGUUUGUUGUCUUUCAAAAUAAGGCGGCAAAGGAGAACGGUUUUGCUGAUAUGGGAGAGUUUUGGAGAAUUUCGAAUUUUGAAGACAAAAAUUUAGAUAAGAUUGUUGACGGCCUGUUCGACCAAGUGAAGCCUUUAUACCAACAGCUUCACGCGUACGUGAGGAGGAAGCUGAUAAACCAGUACGGAGAGAAAUAUGUCAGUCCAACUGGCCCUAUCCCGGCGCAUUUACUGGGUAACAUGUGGGCACAACAAUGGGACCUUAUCUUAGACUUGCUGCAACCAUAUCCCAAUGUGCCAAGUGUUGACGUCACCAGUGCCUUGAAGAAACAAAACUACACCGUGCAAAAGAUGUUUAAAACAGCCGAGGCGUUCUUUUGUUCUCUCGGCAUGGAUAACAUGACAAAAGAGUUCUGGGAAAAGUCAAUGGUAGUCAAACCCACAGACGGCAGAGAAGUCCAGUGCCACGCCUCAGCGGAAGAUUUUCACAAUGCCAGCGAUUAUAGAAUAAAGAUGUGUACUGAGAUAGAUUAUGACAACCUGUACGUGAUCCACCACGAGAUGGGCCACGUCCAGUAUUACAUGCAGUACUCUCACCAGCCGGAUAUCUACAGGAACGGCGCCAAUGCAGGGUUCCAUGAGGCAGUGGGAGACACCAUUGCUUUGUCUGUAGCCACCCCCGAACAUCUGCAUAAGUUGAAAUUGUUGGAUGAUAUUGGGGAUGAUAAGGAAUUAAGGGAAAAGCAAGACUUGAAUUUCCUGAUGAAGAUGGCGCUACAGAAGCUGGCAUUUUUACCAUUUGGUCUCCUAAUUGACAAGUGGCGGUGGGAUGUGUUCAGGGGGCACACUAACGCCUCUAACUAUAACCAGAAGUGGUGGGACCUCAGGUUACGCUAUCAAGGUAUUGCUCCCCCUGUGCCACGUUCUGAGCUGGACUUUGACCCUGGUGCUAAGUUCCAUGUUCCAGCUAAUGUUCCGUAUAUUAGGUAUUUCGUCAGUUUCCUGAUCCAGUUUCAGUUCCAGAGAGCUCUAUGUGACGCCGCCGGUCAUACUGGCCCCAUACACCACUGCGACAUCUACCAGUCUACGGCAGCUGGGGAGAAACUGAAAAAAAUGUUGAGCCUGGGUUCCAGCAGACCUUGGCCCGAUGCCAUGGAAGUGUUGACAGGGCAGCGCGAGAUUGACCCAUCUGCCAUCUUGGAAUAUUUCAAGCCUCUUCAAGAUUUCUUGGUGAAAGAAAACAAGAACGAAAUCAUAGGAUGGGAAGAAAACUCGGAAGAUCUUAUGGCUGGCCUACAAGAUGACGCAUUAGAAGAAUUAAAGCAUUUAUUUGAAGAAUUAGAUAGUGAAUAGCUUUGUCUGGAUAAUUUUUAGAGGAAAUAUUACCAAAUUGGUGAAAAAAUCUACAGAAUGAAAUUAGUAAAUUAGGAAAAUGGUUUAUUUUUUCAAAGCGCAGGACGCAAUCAGACAUAUUUUUCAUAAUACCAAAGACAUAAAAAGCCCUCAGAUGUGUAUAUAUUGUUGAUGGGUGCCAUUAAGCUCCCCCCCCCCAACAUAAACUCUUACUGUGACCCUCAUGUCCUGCUACUGUCAGUGCAAUAUAUGGCGAAAGCUGUAUAUCCAAAAUGUAGCAAUAUAAUUUAUGAUUAUUUUUUUUAUUUGAUAUUUAAACGCCAUUAAGGAACGCUUGCAGUUCGGAGAAAAAUUCGGAAAUAUGCGUUAAACAAAAGUGUCUGUUAAGGCUACCAGAAUUUGAACCCGCCUUACUCUGGAGAGCAAAUAGGCCUGUAUCACAUUAUGUUCUUUCAAAGUAAGGUAGCACUAAGAAUAUUUUGAAACGGAACAUAUCAUCAAAUGUAUCAAGACGUGUUCAGGCUGAUUAAAAAUAAUCAGAUCUUUUGAAACAUUUGGAAUAGGCUAAUGUGCAUUAAUACCUAUUAAUUUUUUUUGUAAUUGCAUCAAAUUUUAUGAACUUUAAAACAAGUUAUUACGUCCAUUAAAACAAAGAUAAUGCAUUGGAAUAAUAUCUUGGAAUCAAAAUGGUCAUAUAAUGUUGUAACGCCCGUCUAAAGAUAUUCCCCUUGAUCACACGGCAUGUAUUAAUCUUACAACUGACGUGUAUAAAUCCAGUUAUUUUAUUUUGUUAGUAGGCGGACAGGUUAAAAUCAAAGGGAGUGAUGUGACAGUAGAAGUUGAUUAUGAAGAUUGCAAGUUCAAAGAAUAGUUCUACAUAUUUAAAAGAGUUUAAAAUGCUACCUGGGAUAUAUACAGAAUAGUUUUAUUUAGUAGGCAAAGUUUCAUUCAUAAUUUAUUGAUUUCAUAAUAUUAGUGAUUUCACGACGAACUUGAUUUAUUUCUAGCUAAUGAUUAAUUUGAAAUCUACUUUGCAAAUGUUAUUGAGUUCAGAGUGGAAGAACCAGAUCUGCCAGCGGUGGUGGCAUUAAGUGAAAUAAUUAAAUUGUUAAAUAUAUUUUCACUAUUGAAGUAUCAUUAUUUCUUGUUACACUUAUUUUAAGAUUAAGGUUUCACUUUAUUCAGAAAAAACAAGAUAAUACAUAUUAAAUAUUUAAAGGUGCAGAUUGAAAUGAUUGCAUUUUUAUAUUUAUGGUAUUAAUGGAUGAUUACUUCAUCUGUAUAAACAAAAUUGUUAUUCAGCAAUAAAAUGAUGGAAAG
Messenger RNA from Lingula anatina, 3938 nucleotides. RefSeq names its product angiotensin-converting enzyme. The record is from RefSeq and is a predicted model, not a curated record. Gene Ontology annotation, biological process: proteolysis. Gene Ontology annotation, molecular function: peptidyl-dipeptidase activity; metallopeptidase activity. Gene Ontology annotation, cellular component: plasma membrane. NCBI's taxonomy places the organism in Eukaryota, Metazoa, Brachiopoda, Lingulata, Lingulida, Lingulidae.